Molecule: messenger RNA, 548 nt
Organism: Helicoverpa armigera (cotton bollworm)
Lineage: Eukaryota; Metazoa; Arthropoda; Insecta; Lepidoptera; Noctuidae
Exons: 3
Coding region: 5-448 (147 amino acids)
Source: RefSeq, a predicted model, not a curated record
UGCAAUGAGUUUCCCCGUAUAUUUUAUGUGUGCGGCUUCAGACUUAAAUUCUUUGCUUAUAAGCAUAUACCUAAUUAGUAUUUUUGGGCGUAUGAAGCUAUUGAAGAAAACGUUGGAGAACAAUCUCGUCCCUGUCAAUAUUGUUGGCAAAGAGCAGCUCGACAAAAAUGUGAAUAUUGUUAGAAAAUGCGUCGGUUACUAUACUAAUAUGAUAGACGCUUGGAACAUUAUUGAUAACGACAUGCAGAUUAUGAAGCUAAAAUCUCAAUUAGAUCCGUCUCUCUCGUCUGAGCUGGAGGUUGUUCUGCAUUGCAUCCACAUUCGGCCGUUCAAGUUCCUGAUCUGCAGAGCCGUGCCCGUCGAUAUCAACAUGCCAAUUACUAUAAUCAGUUUCUGCAUCACCUACGUCAUUGUUAUCAUGCAGUUUAUUCACUUUAGCAACUUGUAAACGGAUAUUAACUCUUUUAUUGUCAUAAUCUGCAUUUCAGUCUUUUUCUACUAAGCACGUUACUUCAUGUAGUCAGUCAUUCAGUCUUUGUUCACGAAGC